ACGAACCUAUUACCGAUAUGCCGCAGCGCCGUCAGAUUUCGGACUCUUCAGUGCCUUCUCUCUCUCUCUCUCUCUCUCUGAAUCUCUCUCGCCGGAAAAAUGGCAACGACGGCUCAGCUCCGGUAUUCUCCACUCCCCAGUCAUCACAGGAUCGCCGGGAAGCGUAGCUUUCCUGGUGAAGCUUCAUUCUUUCCGUCUAUCUCUUUCCCAGUUCACUCUGCAACCACCUCAACAAACCUCUCCCUCACUCUCCUCCAACCCAGAGCCUCAAACAGUGCUAACUCUGCCUCAAAAAUAAAACUUUCCAGUGAUGGAGGAAAUAACGGUGGCGGAAUUGGCCGCGGCACUGGUGGUGGCGGUAGUGGUGAUGGAUGGAGUUCCGGCGGAAGCAAAGAUGGAGAUUCCAGCGGCGAUCCGGGGUUCGGAAUUCUUGGGCUGUUCUUGAAUGGGUGGAGAUCUAGGGUUGCUGCGGAUCCGCAGUUUCCCUUCAAGGUUUUAAUGGAGGAGUUAGUUGGUGUUACUGCUUGUGUUCUUGGAGACAUGGCGUCUCGGCCCAAUUUCGGUCUCAAUGAACUUGAUUUCGUGUUCUCCACUCUCGUCGUCGGAUCGAUUCUCAAUUUUGUUCUUAUGUAUCUGUUAGCACCUACGAUGUCAGCUUCUUCAUCUAGUCUCCCUGCGAUCUUCGCGAGUUGCCCGCAGAGCCACAUGUUUGAGUCGGGAGCUUAUAGUGUUCUCGAUCGGUUAGGGACUUUUGUUUAUAAAGGAACAGUUUUUGCCGCUGUAGGGUUCGCAGCUGGACUCGUUGGGACGGCGCUUUCUAAUGGGUUGAUUAAGUUGAGGAAGAAGAUGGAUCCGAGCUUUGAGACGCCAAAUAAGCCUCCGCCGACGUUGCUGAAUGCUUUUACUUGGGCGCUUCAUAUGGGUUUGAGCAGUAAUUUUAGGUACCAGACACUGAAUGGGAUCGAGUUUUUGCUCGCAAAAGGGCUGCCUCCUGUGGCUUUUAAGAGCUCAGUGGUGGUUUUGAGGUGUUUAAAUAAUGUUCUUGGUGGAGUUUCGUUUGUGGUGUUGGCGAGGUUGACGGGAGCACAAAAAGGCGGAAAUACCGAGGUUGCUGUGCCGGUGACGGGUUCGGCUGAAGAGAAGGUGAAGUUAUUAGAGGGGGGUGAGGAUUUGCAGAGCAGCGAAUCCACUUGUAAGUGAUUUAGUUCGUAUUCAUGGUUUUUUCCUCUUACGAUAAAGAUAGGGUUUCCUUUUUUCAAAUUUUCUUUCAAUGUAGUAGAGGGACAUAGCACUCAUAUAGAGUAGGUUUUCAUUGAGGGAUGGGUUCUGAUGGGUGUCUCUAUUGUGUAAUUUGAAGUUACACACGCUUUAUGAAAAAUAACGUCUCUAGUUGAUGAUGAGUGAUCUUUUUUUGGUUCUAUUUUCCUUCUCUGUGAGCUGAUGGAUUAAUCUAUUUCAAUACUUUUGUUUAUGGAUGAUCUUUCCUCCCGAAUAAUGAAGUUUGGUCUAUAAAUUUAUGUUUUAA
Messenger RNA from Macadamia integrifolia, 1525 nucleotides. Its product is annotated as protein RETICULATA-RELATED 3, chloroplastic-like. The transcript has a single exon. The record is from RefSeq and is a predicted model, not a curated record. Lineage: Eukaryota; Viridiplantae; Streptophyta; Magnoliopsida; Proteales; Proteaceae. Bases 100 to 1200 code for a protein of 366 amino acids.